AUGGAACAUCAGAUCACAGGCAACACAGAGAACAGGGGGGGAGAAUCGGCGCUAGCGGCUGGGUCAGGGGCGUCAGCAGAAGGCGACGAUGCGAUCCGAAGCGGUGGCGGUUCUGACCAUGAGUCGAGAAAAUCUGGCGCUACUCGACGGAAACAAAACGGGCUGAACCAGGUGGUAAUCACCCGCAAACUUAGCAAGCACAUCGUCAAGGAGACUAGAAAAAAAAUCAUCGCGAGGGAGAAAGCAGAGGAGAGUGAGCGAAAGCUCAAGCAGAGAGAAAAGGAGAUGAAGGGGCCCGAUGAGGACGACGAGGAGAGCGAAGACGGAAUUGACCCAACAGCGGAGACGGCCUGGUUGCAGCCCGAGACUAGAGUGGCUCGCGUAAAAGCCAAGAAGAUGCGAGGAUUGCGCACGAACUCGGUCGAAAACUUGGAAAACGAUGACCUCAACCAUCUUUCGGCCCAGAGAAAUUUCGUCAAGACCGGCUUCUGGAGGUGUCCCAACCCCUUCAGGAGAAAGCUUAUAGAGGACAGGCAAGAGCUCCUCGGCAUCCUCAACAUGCCGCGAAACAAGAGGAUGAGGAAAGCCGGGAUCAAGGAGUCUCACCUAGCGAGCAUCGUGGACGUGUACCGAGACGUGAUGUUCAACGCGCUUGCCCGCAUGGAAGAGGACGAAGCGGGAGACGCCGGCCCCCUCGUUGGGGCGAAGAAGGCCGACGGCAAGGGGGUACGGGUGUCCUUGUUCACGGCCGCGCUCGGCAUAUCGCCGUAUCUCUUCAUGAGAGAGGUUCUUUGGGCGAGCAACCGAUUGUACGCCCACGCUGUCGCCGGUGAGAUGAACCGCGCCACGUGGGUGUUUGGGUGUAUUGGCCUCUGUCUCAUGUCAGAGAGAGAAGUGGUGGAUUUCAUCUUCAACACCUGCAAGGUGACGGAAGCGGGAGAGCUCGAGGUGGGUGAGCUGGACCGGCUCGCGAAGAGCCUCCACCUCUCGAACGACGCCUUCUGGCCGGCGUUCUCCCAGCAGCUGGAGGACAUAAACAAGUCUCACCAGAACGGGGACCUCAUCAUGACCCUCGACUUCUUCCAAGACAUGCACCACAAGUAUCCCAUGAUCCUUUACCCUGCGUUGCGCGUCCAGGAGCUGGUUCAGCGGAGAACGCUCGGACUGCGCGCUUGGGGGCGGAUAAACAAUAGAUUAGACAACUACCUUGUGAGACAGAAGCGCAACGCCAACAGAAAACCAUGCUGUCUGUGGGUUCUCCUUGGCUUGAAACGAUAA
Ectocarpus siliculosus is the source of this 1278-nucleotide messenger RNA. The record is from the annotation of a GenBank genome assembly. Lineage: Eukaryota; Phaeophyceae; Ectocarpales; Ectocarpaceae.